Messenger RNA from Physeter macrocephalus (sperm whale), 2379 nucleotides. It is a transcript of the gene ZDHHC8, whose product is annotated as zinc finger DHHC-type palmitoyltransferase 8. Gene Ontology annotation, molecular function: palmitoyltransferase activity. Gene Ontology annotation, biological process: protein palmitoylation. The transcript has 11 exons. Bases 72 to 2369 code for a protein of 765 amino acids. Lineage: Eukaryota; Metazoa; Chordata; Mammalia; Artiodactyla; Physeteridae. Gene Ontology annotation, cellular component: Golgi apparatus. The record is from RefSeq and is a predicted model, not a curated record.
CUGGGUCCUGCCCGUCCAGCCGGCCCCGCCCGCCCGGCCCUGGGGAGGGAUGCGGCGGCGCGGCGCCCAGGAUGCCCCGCAGCCCCGGGACGCGCCUCAAACCCGCCAAGUACAUCCCGGUGGCCACGGCGGCCGCACUGCUGGUCGGCUCCAGCACCCUGUUCUUCGUAUUCACGUGCCCAUGGUUGACACGAGCUGUGUCCCCAGCCGUUCCUGUCUACAAUGGCAUCCUCUUCCUCUUUGUGCUGGCCAACUUCAGCAUGGCCACCUUCAUGGACCCUGGCGUCUUCCCCCGAGCGGAUGAGGACGAGGAUAAGGAGGAUGACUUCCGGGCCCCGCUGUACAAGAACGUGGAUGUGCGGGGCAUCCAGGUCCGUAUGAAAUGGUGCGCCACCUGCCACUUCUACCGCCCGCCGCGCUGCUCCCACUGCAGCGUCUGCGACAACUGCGUGGAGGACUUCGACCACCACUGCCCCUGGGUCAACAACUGCAUUGGGCGCCGCAACUACCGCUACUUCUUCCUGUUCCUGCUGUCGCUCAGUGCUCACAUGGUGGGCGUCGUAGCCUUCGGCCUGGUCUACGUGCUGAACCAUGCCGAGGGGCUGGGUGCCGCGCACACCGCCAUCACCAUGGCCGUCAUGUGUGUGGCCGGCCUCUUCUUCAUCCCUGUCAUCGGCCUCACUGGCUUCCACGUGGUGCUGGUCACUCGGGGCCGCACCACCAAUGAGCAGGUGACGGGGAAGUUCCGUGGGGGUGUGAACCCCUUCACCCGCGGCUGCUAUGGGAACGUGGAGCACGUGCUGUGCAGCCCCCUGGCGCCCCGGUAUGUGGUGGAGCCGCCCCGGCUGCCGCUCGCUGCUCGCCUGAAGCCGCCCUUCCUUCGGCCGGAGCUCCUGGAGCGAGCGGCACCGCUCAAGGUCAAGCUUAGUGACAACGGGCUGAAGGCUGGCCUGGGCCACAGCAAGUCCAAGGGCAGCCUGGACCGGCUGGAUGAGAAGCCGCUGGACCUGGGGCCACCGCUGCCCCCCAAGGCGGAGGCCGGCACAUUUGGCAGCGACCUGCAGACCCCACGCCCCGGCAGUGCUGAGAGCGCCCUGUCGGCGCAGAGGACCAGCCCCCCGACACCCGCCAUGUACAAGUUCCGGCCCGCCUUUCCCACGGGUACCAAGGCUUCCUUCUGUGGGCCAGGCGAGCAGGUCACGGGCACUGACUCCCUGACGCUGGGGGAGGACAGCAUCCACAGCCUGGACUUUGCAUCCGAGCCCAGCCUGGACGUCCCUGACUACCCACCCAGCAGCCUGCAUGCGGCCUACCCACCAUCCCCACCACUCAGUGCUGCUGACACCUUCUCAGGCGCCUUGCGCUCCCUGAGCCUCAAGGCCGCCAGCCGGCGGGGCGGGGACCACGUGGCCCUGCAGCCCCUGCGCUCUGAGGGUGGGCCCCCCACGCCCCACCGUGGCCUCUUUGCCCCCCACGCGCUGCCCAACCGCAACGGCAGCCUGUCCUACGACAGCCUGCUGAACCCUGGCUCUCCCGGGGGCCACACGUGCCCGGCCCACCCCUCAGCUGGCGCAGCCAGCUACCGCUCGCCCUACCUGCACGCGGGGGCAGCGGGCGACCCACCACGGCCCCCGCCCCGCAGCUUCAGCCCCGUGCUGGGCCUGCGGCCUCGGGAGCCCUCACCUGUGCGCUACGACAACCUGUCCAGGACCAUCAUGGCCUCCAUCCAGGAGCGCAAGGACAGGGAGGAGCGUGAGCGGCUGCUGCGCUCUCAGGCUGACUCGCUCUUUGGCGACUCGGGCGUCUACGAUGCACCCAGCUCCUAUAGCCUGCAGCAGGCCAGCGUGCUGUCCGAGGGCCCCCGUGGCCCCGCGCUGCGCUGCAGCUCCAGGGACGACCUGGUGGCCGGGCCCGGCUUCGGGGGCGCCCGCAACCCCGCGCUGCAGGCGUCGCUGUCCUCGCUGUCCAGCGCCGUAAGCCGGGCGCCGCGGACCUCCUCUUCCUCCCUGCAGGCAGACCUGGCCAACAGUGGCGCCCCGGGGGCCCGGCCCGCCAGCGGCUCGCACAGGUCGCCCGUGCGCCAGGUCCCUCCGUCCCCACCUAGCACUCCCCGCUCGCCCUCCUACGUGGGCCCCAAAGCCGUCGCCUUCAUCCAAGCGGAGCUCCCAGAACCGCCGCCCUCGCUGUCUGUGCAGAGGGACCACCCUCAGCUGAAGACCCCCCCAAGUAAGCUUAAUGGGCAGUCCCCGGGCCUGGCCCGCUUGGGGCCUGCCACCGGCCCCACAGGGCCCUCCGCCAGCCCCGCCCGGCACACGCUCGUUAAGAAGGUGUCCGGCGUGGGUGGGACCACAUACGAGAUCUCGGUGUGAGGACUGACUG